Messenger RNA from Corticium candelabrum, 1290 nucleotides. RefSeq lists its product as uncharacterized. The coding region runs from base 216 to 1124 and encodes 302 amino acids. The record is from RefSeq and is a predicted model, not a curated record. NCBI's taxonomy places the organism in Eukaryota, Metazoa, Porifera, Homoscleromorpha, Homosclerophorida, Plakinidae. The transcript has a single exon.
CUGCUUCCAUCAUGGAUGCUAAGAUGCACGUAAUCGGAUGUGGAGAAAUAAUUAAACAGCGUAGGCUAUUGUUGAGACGCUGCUUGACGUGAUGAGGUCCACGGAGAAAUCUCUAAGUACGUCUUGACCACAUCCUGCAAAAGGCAACUCGUGGGUGUUGCUCGAGUACUUAGGUGUCGUCGUUACAGGCAAGAGUCAUUGCUAGAGCCGCCAGAAUGUUCUCGCUGUUAGUCACACUCGUUCUUCUCUCGCUUACUUCGCCGUCGUCGGUUCUAUCCCGUGAGACUCAACGGGAGUCACCCAACAAUGUCAAACCUGAAUCGAGAAGGAGUCCCGUUGAACAACGAGAUGUAGCGUCGAGCGAAACGAGACCGGUCGAGGACGUCGUGCCCUUAGUUGUCGGCAGUUCGAUCAUCGUUCCAGACACUCACAAUGCGACGCUUGAACGACAACAAUACGAGGACGUAGUCUACAGCACUCUGUUCGCCCAGUUGGAGUCCGACAAGACGCUGAGCGACGAGGACCCAUCGACAUCCUAUCGACUGCAACUGGAUAGGGAGUGGUUCCCCAGAUACGCAAAUGUUACUUCUAACGUCGGUUGGCUAGAACAAAAAUUCUCGCUCUUUAACUGGUUCAAUGAAGGCACGGACUUGGAAACCGUUGAUUUCCAUUCAGACAGUGAACGCGGCGGAGUUACGAACUCCGAGCAAGCGGUUAUAAGGCAGUCCCUAGAUUUGCUUUUAUCAUCAUGCAGCAGUGAGUCUCUUCUCUCCAUGUCUAACGGUAUCAUCAGACUGGGAAAGUACGGAGUUUUUCAAGUUGGCAUUGUGACGAACAAGAGCGGCACGGUUCUUCUCAAAUUGUUCUCUUUCUACAUGGAGACGUUUCCAUCUGUUACGAGAACACACGGAAAAUUGCACGUCAUGGAGCUGAACGAAACCAGAUACAACCAAGUUCGACCAUUAGUGGCUGAGAAGCUGGGGACAAACUCGAAUGAGCUUAUUACGCCCAUCAAGAAGUGUGAUCACAAUCAUGGAAGUAGUGGUAGUGCUUGGGGUGGACUGUGCACAAGCAUGCUAUUUGCGUGCUUUUGUGUGCAUGCGGCGUUACGCUCUUUGUUCUGAUAGCCUGCGGUUUUGUCGUUUCGUGUGACUUCUUUAUAUUCCUAUAGCUUCGAUUAGCAAUCACCAUGCAACAAUUUCUUGAGUUUUUAACAUAGAUCACUAUAUCAAAUUUUAUGCUGUUGGGAAGGGAUGUAUAUAAAUAAAGUAGCAAUAAACGAGAGUUGAA